UUCCUUAUCUUCCCCACGCAGGUGCAGAUGGCGGCUGCGGUUCCUCCCACACAGAGCCUGCGACUGGAGAAUGCAUCCAUCCUAUCCGAGGGGGCCCUUCAGGAUGGGCAUCGCCUUUGGAUUGGAAACCUCGACCCCAAGAUUACAGAGUACCACCUCCUCAAGCUCCUUCAGAAGUUUGGCAAGGUGAAGCAGUUUGACUUCCUGUUCCACAAGUCGGGUGCGCUGGAAGGGCAGCCCAGGGGCUACUGCUUUGUGAAUUUUGAGACCAAGCAGGAAGCCGAGCAAGCCAUCCAGUGCCUCAAUGGUAAACUGGCUCUCUCCAAGAAGCUGGUGGUGCGGUGGGCCCACGCGCAGGUCAAGAGAUACGAUCAGAAUAAGAACGAAAAGAUCCUUCCCAUCAGCCUGGAACCGUCAUCCAGCACCGAGCCGGCCCAGUCCAAUCUAAGCGUCAGCACGAAAAUCAAAGCCAUCGAGGCCAAGCUCAAAAUGAUGGCAGAGAACCCGGAUGCUGAGCUUCCCCAGGCGGCGCCUUACGCGUACUUCAAGCCCCCAGACAAAAAACGGACUGCCCCUUAUUCCCGGGCGGUGUGGAAGUCGAAGAGGUGAUCCUGUGGCCCGGGCGGCAUCUACCAUCCUCUUCUAUUUGUGCAUAAAGUUAGCAGGGAGAACAAUGGACGAUAUGGAGUUGGAUGUGGUGGCCUCCUGCACCUCGGCUCUUGCUUCGUCCCACUGGCGCCUGGAAAUGAAUCCUCUCCAGUGGAAAUAAACACGGAUGUUGUUCCCAAACCUGUAAAGAACUUAGCCAGGCUCCAAAAUUUUGUUGUUAUUGUAGUAAAACCCAAAGCAUCAUCGACCCAUGCCAGGGUGGCUACUCUUUUCUCUAAAAGGUGGGUGCGGGUAUGAUUUGACUGUCUAAAAUACUUCUCUCCCUUAGUCCAAAGUCAAAGACUUUAAACGUGGUUAGUUAUCUGUUUAGAACAUGUAUUUGACAAAUGACUAAACAUGAAGUGAACGGCACAAUUUCACCGUCGCACCCCUGUGUCUCUGGGACUUUGUGGGGGGGGGAAGAAACCCUGAAAUGGGAGGGAAGAGAAAAACGUUGCUUGUUUAGCACAGCCGGGAAUGCUCUGGGGCAUAUGUAUCAGUACCUUUUUAAAUAGUUGUACAGGAAUAAAUUUUAUUUAGGCUUUCCAA
Molecule: messenger RNA, 1197 nt
Organism: Pogona vitticeps (central bearded dragon)
Lineage: Eukaryota; Metazoa; Chordata; Lepidosauria; Squamata; Agamidae
Source: RefSeq, a predicted model, not a curated record